AUGGCUCAUUACCGCGCCCAUGAAGAGCAGCCCGGAUUAGAGGUUGCCCCUGGAGUUGAAGCUCCCCAGGUGGUUUAUGAGCAGGGCCUGGAAUACAAUCACGCACAGCCGACUACGAUAUACAAUCAAAACACACAGCAUAGCCCUCCUUUCUUAAAUUACAAUGCCCAGCAACCCGGAGCGCCUCCCCCGUUCGAUCCCUACCGGCAAUCAGCAUACACAGGUUCAUCCUUCUCCGGCUGGACUCCGGGGAGUGAUGGCAAAACACCGUUCGAGAGACCGCCACCGGUGGGGGCGGAGAAGUCCUCAAGCAAAGACCUCAUCUUUCGGAUGCCGAAGAAGAGGUUCUGGCUGAUAGUAGGCGGUCUCAUUGCCGUGCUCGUCGUGGGGAUAGCUCUCGCUCUCGGGCUCGGCCUGGGAUUAAAUCAAAGUAGUGGUGGGUCGAGCAGCGCUUCUGCCUCAUCAACACCAAGCGCUUCAUCGACAUCUACCCCAGAGUCUUCUAUAUCAUGCCCUUCAGCAAAUCAGACAACCUACACUUCGACGACAAAAGACACCGAAUUCAUUAUCUACUGUGCGAUCGAUUACAAUGGUAACGCGGACGCAAAUACUAAGGACUUGGUUCACAUGGAGGCGGACCGAGCCGAAGAUUGCAUUGAUAUGUGUGCUUCAAACGAUAGUUGCGUGGGUGCCGGCUGGGGUUUUUAUCAGCCAGACUCAAGCGUCGCCGGGUCUGAUGUCUGCUGGCUCAAGUCAAAGUUGGGAUCAUCUCACACAGCGAUCCAGGAUUGGGUUUUUGUCAUCAAGCAAUAG
This is a messenger RNA of Diaporthe amygdali, 813 nucleotides long. RefSeq lists its product as uncharacterized. The transcript is spliced from 3 exons. Lineage: Eukaryota; Fungi; Ascomycota; Sordariomycetes; Diaporthales; Diaporthaceae. Bases 1 to 813 code for a protein of 270 amino acids. The record is from RefSeq and is a predicted model, not a curated record.